AUGUGGAGAGUGAAAGUGAGCAUUGUGAGGCUGUGGAAGCAAUACUCUGCUGCUGGAGGUCUGACCAUUGAGAUGGUUCUCAUUGAUUCCAAUGGAGAUAAGAUCCAUGCGAGUGUGAAGAAAGAAUUGGUUAACCAGUUCGAUCACCAGCUUGAGCAGGGGAAAACUCUGACUUUCACUAAUUUCUCUCUGAAUCAUUCGGUUGGCUCAUACCGGACGACAAACCAUCUUUACAAGAUCAGUUUGUUGGCCACAACGCGUGUGAGAAGUUGUGAGGCUUUGCCUGUAGGUUUAAAUGGUUUUACACCCGUGAACUUCCAGGAAGUUCUUGAUGGUAGUCUUAACCCCGACUUUCUAAUUGAUGUAAUCGGACAUGUUGUGGAAGUUAGCCAUGUUGAAAUGAUUCACGUGAACGGAAAGGAAACCCAGAAGCUUUCACUUGAGCUACGUGAUCUGGCGGAUGUCCGUCUUCCGAUGGUCUUGUGGGGAAACUUUGCUUCGGAUGUCACGAACGCUAUACAGUUACGUGGUGAGGGUCGUGUGAUCUUGGUGUUGAGAUUCGGCAAGAUUAAGGUUUGGAAAGAUGAUCGUUCCGUUUCAAACGCUUACAAUGUCUCUGAUGUCCAGCUCAAUCCCAACAUGGCGGAGGUCGACGCAUUUAGGGAAAUGUUACCAGCUGAUGAACUUCAAUUGGCUAUUGUUGAACCAAAGCCAUUAACUGUGGCUUCUGGUGUCUCAGUGAAAGAUGAUUUUUUCAUCCAUACUCCAAGGAAAACCAUCGCUGAGAUGAUUGAAUGUCGUCAGGUGGAGAAGUGUAUUGUUAUGUGCACCAUUUCGGCCAUUGAAACAGACAUGGGGUGGUACUACUUAAGUUGUAAACCCUGUGACAAAAAAGUUAUGUACAUGCCCCCUCUUGUGGCCGGUGAUCACGAAGAUGAUGACCUCCAGAGGUUUAAACUCUACUGCCCUAAGUGCAAGAGUUACGAACCUAAGCUCCUUCCAAGGUACAAGUUGCAUUUGGUUGUCCUUGACCAUACCGGCAAUUCCAAGUUUCUCCUAUUUGACCAUCUUGCUCUGCAGUUGGUCAAUCAACCUUGCAUUGAGCUAACCGUACCGAUUACUGAUGAGGUACAGGACCCGGAUGUUCUACCUCUGGCUUUGCAAAACCUGAUUGGUAAGACCUAUUUGUUCAAGGUUGAAAUUAUGCGAGAAAACUUUGUGUACAAGCAUGACACCUUCAAAGUGAACAAGAUAAUCACUAAUCUCGCUAUUAUCAAUGAGUUUGACACACCCAAGGCCCCAAAGGAACCAAGCACGCAGAUCAGUAGGGGCCAUGAAUAUUCUGUUGUCUCCGACGCACCUGAGGGAUCCUUAAUGUUGUUGGAAGAAGGGUCGUCGCAGGAAUGCUUUCCGAGUGAUCUUACCCCUGCUAAGCGUCGAGGAGGACCUGCCGUGAAUCUGGAGGAAGAGUUUGAUCAGAACUCGGUUACAAAAACCAGCAUCAGUACACGAGUGAAGAAGGAGAAGGUUGACAAAAGUGGCUAG
Molecule: messenger RNA, 1545 nt
Organism: Brassica napus (rape)
Lineage: Eukaryota; Viridiplantae; Streptophyta; Magnoliopsida; Brassicales; Brassicaceae
Product: replication protein A 70 kDa DNA-binding subunit C-like
Exons: 11
Coding region: 1-1545 (514 amino acids)
Biological process (GO): DNA replication; DNA repair; DNA recombination
Cellular component (GO): nucleus
Molecular function (GO): DNA binding
Source: RefSeq, a predicted model, not a curated record